Molecule: messenger RNA, 2136 nt
Organism: Chlorella variabilis
Lineage: Eukaryota; Viridiplantae; Chlorophyta; Trebouxiophyceae; Chlorellales; Chlorellaceae
Exons: 14
Coding region: 1-2136 (711 amino acids)
Source: RefSeq, a predicted model, not a curated record
AUGAACAUCGGAGGGCUCUGGGACCAGCUGGUGGAUGCCGUGUGCCGGCCGCCACGGGACGACGGCUACGCCGAGGCAGACUUGGUGGGCGGGCGUCGCGCUAGCUUCAGGCUGUACGACCGGCGCUACUAUCGCCUGGAUGUGACCCUGGAGAACAACCGCGGGCAGAAGCUGCAGUGCAGCCACUACCGCCCCUGCGUGGUUACCUCCUCCGAUGGCCGCCUGCCCUGUGUCAUCUACUGCCACUGCAACAGCGGCAGCCGGCGCGACGCCGAGGAGAUUCUGUACCACAUGCUGCCCAAGGGCGUCACCGUCUUUGCCUUUGACUUUGCGGGCUCGGGCCUGUCGGAUGGCGGCUACGUGACGCUGGGGGCGCUAGAAGUGGAUGACCUGGCAGCGGUGGUGCAGUACCUGCGGGAAGAAGGCAGCACCAGCACGAUUGGGCUCUGGGGGCGCUCCAUGGGGGCUGUUACCGCGCUGCUGUACAGCCAGCAGGACCCCUCCAUCGCCGGCAUGGUGCUGGACAGCCCCUUCUCUCGACUGGUGGACCUGAUGAUGGAGCUGGCCACCGACCAGCAGCUACGCAUACCCAAGCCCCUGCUCAAGGUGGCACUGGCGAUGCUGAAGCGCAGCGUGCGUAAGCGGGCCUGCUUCUCGGUGGACAAGGCAAGCCUGGUGGCGCCGCUGGACUGCGUGAACGGCUCCUUCAUACCCGCCCUCUUUGGCCACGCCAGCGACGACACCUUUGUGCACAAGCACCACAGCGAGCGGCUGUUCCAGGCGUAUGCCGGGGACAAGAAUUUUGUAUCUUUCGAGGGAGACCACAACUCAGUGCGCCCCGACUUCUUUUACGACUCCGCCCUCAUCUUCCUGGUGCAAGCGCUGCGCGUGGAGGAGCUGGUGGGGCCGUCGCUGGACCUGCAGGCGCUGCCGGAGGACGCCCUGCCGCACCUGCGUGCGCCGCACACCAGCAUCUACGUGACGGCCUCCCGCAACCUGGCCGCCGCCGAGCUGGACGCCGCGCUGGCCGAGGCCGGCAGCGGCGGCAGCAGCCCCGCCUCCUCGCCGCGCUCGGGUGCCAGCCUGUCCCGCACACUGUCUCACCUGUCCCGCUCCGGCAUGUCGCGCACGCUGAGCCCGCCCUGGGCGCUGGAACACCUGCGCAGCCAGCCGUCGGCCCGCCGCACGCCGGACCAGCUGGCUGCCUCGCUGCACGCGCUGCAGCAGGGGCAGGGGCAGGGGCAGGGCGCCGACGGCGGGGAUGCUGCGCAUCAGCAGGAUGGCGGCGCUGACUUGGCUGCGGACCUUGGGGCAUUCAGCCUGAAUGAGGAUGAGGCGCUGCAGAUGGCACUAGAGGCCUCGCUGCAGGACGCCCGCCAGCAGGCGCAGCAGGCCAAGGCACCAGAGCAGCAGCAGGGGGUGGCAGAUCACGGGGAGGCAGGUGCAGCAGCAGCUGGCGGCCAGGCGCCGGCCGCGCUGGUGUACGGCACGCAGCAGGUGCAGCAGCAGCAGGAGCAGGAAGCAACAGAGCAGGAGGCAGCAGAGCAGGCAGCAGCGAGGCGAGAUGCGGCGCCCUCGCUGCACACGCGAUACAAUCCGGCUUUUGCCAGCAGCGGUGGCGAGGGCGCUCGCAACCCUCUGUACAGCCGCAGCGCCGCCGCCGAGGUGCCGCACUCCAUAGAUGAGGAGCAGGCCAUGCUGGAAGCAGCCAUGGCGGCCUCCCUGGCGCCAGCCCAGCAGGGCACGCCAGCAGCGGCCGGGGAAGCAAGGGACGGCUCUCAGCCGAGCGGCGGCGCGAUUGAGGGGGGCGGCAGCAGUGAGACGGAGCUUCGCUACUACUAUGGAAGUGCCAAGCGCCAAGCAGCAGCUGGGGCAGGUGCAGCGGCGGAGGAGGAACAGCAGCAGGCUGGAGGGGUGGGCGAGGAGCGAGAGGCGGUGCCGGCGGAACGAGCGGCGGGCCUGGCGCCGCAGGCGAGCGCGGAUGCGCACGCGGGCAGCGAGGCGGCGGCGGUGCGCGCGCCCUCGCUGCAGCUGCAGCACGCGCUGAGCGAUGCGGCGGCGGCGGCGCUGGCAGCAGGCGGCGCUGGAGACGGCGCGGAAGCAGGGCAGGAUGGCGGGGAGCGGAGCGGUCCCUAG